CGAGCGGCCUGCCGGCCCUGUGUGUCGGGAGCGCCGGCCUCCGUUGCGCACGUCCGGAACGCGCUCGGGGUUAGACCCCGUUGCCCGACGCCGUAGGCUGCUCACGCCGGUGCUCCCUCAGAGAGAAACGGGCGCCCGAGGGGCGGGGCCGAGGGGAGGUGUCCGCACGCGCGACGUCGGCAUCGCGGACUUCCGGUCGCCGCCAUCUUGCUCGCGCGGAAGUCCGCGGCUGGGUGGGAGCCCGGGAGCGGGUUCGGCGGACGGUGCGGCCUUCGCCAUGCCGUCGUCGCCGCUGCGGGUGGCGGUGGUGUGCUCGAGUAACCAGAAUCGGAGCAUGGAGGCGCACAACAUCCUCAGCAAGCGGGGAUUCAGCGUCCGGUCCUUCGGAACAGGAACUCACGUGAAGCUCCCAGGACCAGCACCUGACAAGCCUAAUGUCUAUGAUUUCAAAACUACAUAUGACCAGAUGUACAAUGAUCUUCUAAGGAAAGACAAAGAACUCUAUACACAGAAUGGUAUUUUACACAUGUUGGACAGAAAUAAGAGAAUCAAGCCUCGUCCAGAAAGGUUCCAGAACUGCAAGGACCUGUUUGACCUGAUCCUCACCUGUGAAGAGCGGGUCUACGACCAGGUGGUGGAAGAUCUGAACUCCAGAGAGCAGGAGACCUGCCAGCCAGUGCACGUGGUAAAUGUGGACAUCCAAGACAACCAUGAGGAGGCCACCUUGGGAGCCUUCCUCAUCUGUGAGCUCUGCCAGUGUAUCCAGCACACGGAAGACAUGGAGAAUGAGAUUGACGAGCUGCUGCAGGAGUUUGAGGAGAAGAGCGGCAGGGCCUUCCUGCACACAGUCUGCUUCUACUGAGCUCCACCUCCUUCAGGCUCCUCUUGGUGGAAGGUGUAUGGACUGUACAUAUAGGAUGAAAAGGUACACAGAACCGCCAGAUUAAAGACCAUUCUCAACCCCACUUCUCUUUACCAAAAGUUACUGCCCACUGCCCUAGGGUGUGCCUGUUGCUCUGCCUUGCUCUCUUCUCUCCCAAUUGCUGGAUUGUACAAAUAUCUGAAUAAAGCAACGAGCUGUAUCUUAAAGAAAAGAACCUGGAAUUACCCAAUAAAUAGAUGCUGCUAGUUGUCAA
This is a messenger RNA of Marmota monax (woodchuck), 1136 nucleotides long. It is a transcript of the gene Ssu72, whose product is annotated as SSU72 homolog, RNA polymerase II CTD phosphatase. Gene Ontology annotation, biological process: termination of RNA polymerase II transcription. The record is from RefSeq and is a predicted model, not a curated record. NCBI's taxonomy places the organism in Eukaryota, Metazoa, Chordata, Mammalia, Rodentia, Sciuridae. Gene Ontology annotation, cellular component: mRNA cleavage and polyadenylation specificity factor complex; nucleus. The coding region runs from base 278 to 862 and encodes 194 amino acids. The transcript is spliced from 5 exons. Gene Ontology annotation, molecular function: RNA polymerase II CTD heptapeptide repeat phosphatase activity.